Messenger RNA from Chaetomium globosum CBS 148.51, 1659 nucleotides. RefSeq lists its product as uncharacterized. The coding region runs from base 1 to 1659 and encodes 552 amino acids. The transcript is spliced from 8 exons. The record is from RefSeq and is a predicted model, not a curated record. NCBI's taxonomy places the organism in Eukaryota, Fungi, Ascomycota, Sordariomycetes, Sordariales, Chaetomiaceae.
AUGGGCGAGCGGGUCCAACCCCACGAGCGGAUUCAGGUCGAACAGAGCCUCAAGUACUCGGCUGCAGAAUCCGAAAAGCUCUGGAAGCUUUCCGGUAUGACAGAAAUUGCCCAAUGGAGGCACCGCAAGGAAUACGCCCUUCAUAUGCUCGCCAAACCGAAAAUGGCAUUCAGCCUUAUUCCUUCCGUCUACGCCCGCACCGCACUCCCGUCCCUCGAGGACUGGGAGGGCCUGUGGGCUGCUUGGGACGUUGUCACCCGUGACAUGCUGCCUCCCGAAGAGUUCCUCGGGAAGCCUAUCAAGCUCCGCAACGCAUGCAUCUUUUAUCUGGGCCACAUCCCCACCUUUCUCGACAUCCAGCUCAGCAAGACCACCAACACGCCGCCCACCGAUCCGGCCCAGUACUACACCAUCUUUGAGCGCGGCAUCGACCCGGACGUCGACAACCCGGAGCUGUGCCACGCCCACUCCGAGGUCCCGGACGAGUGGCCGCCCGUCGACGAGAUCCGCGCUUACCAGGGCCGGGUACGCGCCCGCCUGCAGGGACUCUACGCCGACGGCAUCGCCGCUAUCCCCCGCCAUGUCGGCCGCGCCAUCUGGGUCGGUUUUGAGCAUGAGGCCAUGCACCUCGAGACCCUGCUGUACAUGAUGCUCCAGAGCGAUAGGACCCGCCCGCCCCCGUCUGUUCCCGUGCCGGACUUUGAGAAGCUCGCGGUCAAGGCCCGUGCGGAAAGGGUUCCCAACGAGUGGUUUGAUGUUCCCGAGCAACAAAUCGUCAUUGGGUUGGAUGAUCCGGAGGAUGGGACUGACGUUGAUGUUAACUAUGGCUGGGACAAUGAGAAGCCCGUGAGACAGGCCAAGGUCAAUGCCUUCCAGGCUCAGGGCAGGCCUAUCAGCAACGAGGAGUAUGCGCAAUACAUGUACAGCUCUCACAUCGCCAAGGUCCCGGCCUCAUGGGCUCAAGACCCCAACGCGUCGGCGGAGGAGAAGGCAGCUAACGGCACCGAGACUAACGGCCAUACUAACGGCGGCACUAACGGCGCAGCUGGUGGUGCUAACGUCGCCCUCCCCGAGUCUUUCCUCAACGGCAAGGCCGUCCGCACCGUCUACGGGCUGGUGCCCCUGAAGCACGCCCUCGACUGGCCCGUGUUUGCCGUCUACACCUACGCCGAAGCCCUCAAGAAGAAGCAGGCCGAGAACCAGCUUGGAAAGACGGUUCCGGCCGUGAACAGCCAUCUCUGUAACAACGGCAUCGAGAUCUCGCCCCCGGCCACCCCGCCUGGCGUCAGCAGCGCUGCUGAAGCCGAGGCCAGCGUCCAAGAAUCGCCCUUUGUCGAGUUGGAUGGCACGAAUAUCGGCUUCCGCCACUGGCACCCCACCCCCGUCACCUCCCGCGGUAACCAGCUGGCGGGCCAGGCCGGCAUGGGCGGCGUGUGGGAGUGGACCAGCAGCGCGUUGCGGCCGUGGGAGGGAUUCGAGCCCAUGCCGCUUUACCCCGGGUACACGGCCGACUUUUUUGACGAGAAGCACAAUAUUGUGUUGGGCGGGUCGUGGGCGACGCAUCCGAGGAUUGCGGGGAGGCGGAGCUUUGUCAACUGGUACCAGCGCAACUACCCCUACGCCUGGGUUGGUGCAAGGCUCGUGCGGGAUGUUGAGUGA